AUGACUGGUGGUGGUGAAAUGCCUAAGAGUAAGCAAACUCCCAAGAACAAGGCUUGCCUUAUCUGUAUUGAUGGUUGGGGUAUCUCUCCCGAAUCUGAUCCUAAGGGUGAUGCUAUCCGUAAUGCUGAAACACCUGUUAUGGAUAAGCUCGAAAAGGAAGAACCUUUCGUUCCCAUUGCUGCCCACGGUCUUUCUGUUGGCUUGCCCGAUGGCUUAAUGGGUAACUCUGAAGUUGGUCACCUUAACAUUGGUGCCGGUCGUAUCGUCUAUCAGGAUAUUGUUCGUAUCGAUCUCGCCAUGAAAAACAAGGAAUUUGGCAAAAUUGAAAACAUCAAGGGUGCUUUCGAUCGCGCUAUCAAUGGUAACGGUCGUCUUCACUUUAUGGGUCUUGUGUCUGAUGGUGGUGUUCACGGUCAUAUCGAUCACCUUGUUUCUCUCUUGACAGCCGCUAAGGAAGCUGGUGUUCCUGAAGCUUACAUUCACUUCUUUGGUGAUGGCCGUGAUACUGCCCCCAAGUCUGCUGCCAAGUACAUGGCUCAACUUGUUGACUCUCUUAAGGAACUUGGUUACGGUAAGAUUGCUGACAUUAACGGUCGUUACUAUGCUAUGGAUCGUGAUAAGCGUUGGGAACGUAUCCAAAUUGCUUUUGAAGGUAUGACCCAAGCCAAGGGUGAAAAAGCUGAAGAUCCCGUCAAGGCCAUUGAAGCUCGUUAUGAAAAUGAUGAAACCGAUGAAUUCUUGAAGCCUAUCAUUAUUAACGAAGAAGGCCAAAUCAAGGAUGGUGAUACCAUCUUCACCUUCAAUUUCCGUUCUGAUCGUAUGCGUGAAAUUGUUCAAGCUUUCGGUAUUUCUCCUCCUCCCUUCGACUCUCCUGUGCCCAAGAAUGUUGAAAUCUUCACCAUGACUCAAUACAAGAGCGACUUCCCCUUCAAGGUUGCUUUCCCUGCUCAAUCCAUGGACAAUGUUCUUGCUGAAUGGUUGGCCAAGAACGGUGUUCCUCAAAUGCACAUUGCCGAAACUGAAAAGUACGCUCACGUUACCUUCUUCUUCAACGGUGGUAGUGAAGCUCAAUUUGAAGGUGAAGACCGUGGUUUGGUUCCUUCUCCUAAGGUCGCCACUUACGAUCUUCAACCUGAAAUGAAUGCUGCAGGUGUUGCUGAAAAGGUUUCUGGAGCUAUUGAAUCUGGCAAGUAUCCCUUUGUCAUGUGUAAUUUUGCCCCUCCUGAUAUGGUCGGCCACACUGGUGUCUAUGAAGCUGCUGUCAAGGGUGUUGCUGCCACUGAUAAGGCUAUUGGUGUUGUUCUUGAAGCCUGUAAGAAGAACGGCUAUGCUCUCUUUGUCACUGCUGAUCAUGGUAACGCUGAAAAGAUGCUUGCUGAUGAUGGUAAGAGCCCCUUCACCGCUCACACCUGCGCCAAGGUUCCUUUCGUCAUGGCUGAUAAGGAUGCCAAGUUUGCUGAGGGUGUUGAAGGUGCUCUUUGUGAUGUUGCUCCUACCGUUCUUGCUUAUAUGGGUCUUGACAUUCCCAAGGAAAUGACCGGAAAGUCUUUGUUGGCUUAA
Messenger RNA from Gilbertella persicaria, 1560 nucleotides. RefSeq names its product 2,3-bisphosphoglycerate-independent phosphoglycerate mutase. Bases 1 to 1560 code for a protein of 519 amino acids. The transcript has 2 exons. The record is from RefSeq and is a predicted model, not a curated record. Gene Ontology annotation, cellular component: cytoplasm. Gene Ontology annotation, molecular function: manganese ion binding. Lineage: Eukaryota; Fungi; Mucoromycota; Mucoromycetes; Mucorales; Choanephoraceae. Gene Ontology annotation, biological process: glucose catabolic process.